AGGCACCGGCGUGAAUCACUGAGCUCCAGUUGAGUGUGCAGUGCCGAGGUGGAAGGAACUGGCAGGCACACAGCUCCAUCCUCGCCCCUCUGCUGUGUCGCGCCCCCUAAGCGGACUUAGUUCUUCCCUCACUCACUCCUUGCAGCAGUGCCAAGACCCAGUGACGCGUGUGUGAGACAGAGACACAGAGAGACAGACAAGGACGCAUUGUGCCAAGAGUGCCCGUGGCCUGUGACACGUGAAAAGUUUUGAAAGAGGUAGAAUCGCAUGUUCGUGGUGAUCAGAAUGCUGCCCUUCAGCGUCGCCCCCUACCUGGCUUGCCUCCUUGCCCUCAUGGCGCCCACCCUCGCCCAGGAUUUAACAGAUGACGUGGGGCAGCCCGUUCCAAGCCAGCCAUCCCGGGACCCCACAGCACCUGAGCAACCCUUCGUGAUUGGAUCACAGCCCAUCCAGCCCGUCCAGCCCGUCCAGCCCAUCCAGCCCGUCCAGCCCAUCCAGCCCAUCCAACCCAUCCAGCCCAUCCGGCCCAACCAACCCGGCUCACUCCCCUCCGUUCCGAUCCUUGAUACAAACUUCGAAUCGAUCACCCUACAGAUCUCUAACUGCCCGCCUGAGCAGAUUAACUUCGAGCUGGUGACGGGCUAUGUGUACUCUGCCCCCGCCGACAUGCUCGACUCGCAGCCCGGCACCCUCAAGCUGACAGACUGCAUCGACAUGUGCCGCAACAACCGCUCCUGCAUGGCGGUCAACUACGAGACGGGCUUGUGCGUCCUCUUCUCCUCCAACGCUGACAUGUAUCCCGGCUCCCUAACGGUCUCCCAGUUCCCGGUGUUCACGCUGUACGUCCAGAAAAACUGUUUGUACAACGCCCCUCCCUGCGACCGCGCCUGGAGCUUCGAGAGGGUUAUAGGCUUCGCACUCUCCGGCCUCGCCAGAAAGACUUCCAUGGUCAACAACCGCCAGGAGUGUCAAGUCCUCUGUCUGGCUGAGACGGACUUCCCCUGCAGGUCCGCCAACUACAACAAUAUGACAGGGAAAUGCGAGACCUCCGACAUGGACAGACACACCGCAGUGGGCACCGGCGCCUUCAUCAGCGAGGAAAACAGUGACUUCCUUGAAAACAACUGCAUGGACGACCCCGUGAAGAUGUGCGAGUUCCAGAAGAUGGAGGGACGCAUCCUGAAGACAGUGGAUUCUGUGCAGCAGGAAGUAGCAAACCUUGAGGACUGCAAGCGUCUCUGCCUCACCGCCAAUUUCAGAUGCCACUCCUUCGACUACGGCGAUACUGGAGACAAGGUGUGCCGCCUCUCACACCACGCCGCUGCCACAAUCACUCACAUCGACGAGCCUUACUUAGACAUUCCAGGCUCAUCCACCUACGAACUCUCCUCAUGCUACAACGUGACCAUUGACUGCCGCUCCGGGGACAUGGUGACCAGGAUCAAGACUUCAAAGAUCUUCAACGGCAAGAUUUACUCCAAGGGUUCCCCCAAUACAUGCAUGAACGACAUUGAGAACUCCCUCGAAUUCGAACUUGUCAUGGGUUACAACGACAUUGACUGCAACGUGGAGCGCGACACGGACUCUCGCUACAGCACCGACGUGAUCAUUCAGCACCACGAUAUGAUUGUGACCAGCGCUGACCUGGGCCUCAGCGUGCACUGCAAGUAUGACCUGUCCAACAAGAGCGUCAGCAACCUGGUGGAACUCAGCGUUGGGGAUGAGAAGACACCGUACAUGGAGCAGGGCAGCACUGUGGACUCCCCCAACGUGAUCAUGCGCAUUGCCAACAGGGACCAGAACGAGAUUACCGACGCCUCAGUGGGUGACAUGCUGGAGCUGCAGUUCGUGAUCGUUGACAGGGACUCACCCUAUGAGAUCUCCGUGCGAGACCUGGUGGCCAUGGACGGCAGCAACACCAACAACAUCACCUUACUGGACAACCGCGGCUGCCCCACAGAGAUCUCCAUCAUGAGGCCGCUGAAGAAGAUCGACAACACAGGAAAGGUCCUUGGUGCCACUUUCGACGCCUUCAAAUUCCCGACGAGCGACGUGGUUCAGUUCCGCGCCAUGGUGUCCCCCUGCCUGCCCACCUGUGAGCCCGUGCAGUGUGACGUGAUGGACUUCGGUGGUCAGGUGAAGGUAGCGGAAAGCUACGGCAGGAAGAAGAGAGAAGCGAUGCCCUUCAUCAUCGAUUUUGGAAACCCUGAACAUAGUUACUGGGAGGCACCCUCGUCCACCGUGCAGGAGGUGAAGCAGAUCAGCCCGAGGGCCUUCGAUGUGGUGGCUCACAACUUCAUACAUCAUGGCGGUCGACGUGUCACAAGGGAGACGCCAGAGGUGGGCAUUCCCGAGGAGUUGCUGGUGGUGCGGGCCAUCAAAAUAUCCGACAAAUUUGGCACCCGUUCAUCUCAGGUCCAGAGCAGAGAGAACGCCGCCAACAACCUUGAAAAGAGUCACAACACCGAGAGCCUCGGUGGGUCUGAGGUGGUGAUGCAAGAGGACGUGUCCGGUGUGUGCAUCAACAUGGUGGGUCUCGUGCUGGCCUGCUCGGUAUUCCUGGUGGCUCAGCUUGUAAUCAUCGUGGCGUGGACGGCUGUGUGGCACCGUCGCCGCCGCAGCAAGCUGGAGGAGCCCCUGAGUCCCGCCACCACCACUGAGUCCCUCCGUCAACUCUACGACUCCGGUUAUCCCCGCAGAAUUUAGCUCCUUCCCGCUCGUGCCGCUCACACCUUUACAGGAACCCUCAGUCUUGUGCUCACCGUUUCAUUUAGGAAACGAGUUGCCGAGAUAGAUGGAAAAGGUACUUCUUUAAUGGACAGCAGAUCGCCAUUAUCCAAAGAACGACCUGCCUGCGUCAGUCAGGAAUCUCUCUAUCCCAUGGAGUUCGUUUAAGGUAGCGGAGGCCUGUGCGAAGGAAAAGGGUAAUACAGGAUUUUGGCCUUGAAAUACACUAAUGUUUCAUGAUAAGACUAAGGCAAUGAAAAAAAAAGGGCACUAAAUUUUUAAUUCAUACAGUAGAGCUCAUCCCCAGCGAGCCUUCAUAUUGCUGGCGGCCGAGCGACGACCGUCUGUGUGCAGAUACUAAUUGGCAUUACCAAGAUGUGGGCUCAAGAAAUCAUGGUACACUGUAUACUCGGGCAUUUAUGACGCAAUACACGUUUCUCAUCUGCGAAUUGUCAAGUAUUAUAGUGGGCAUUAUGAGAGAAACGUUCUCUUGAAUGAAAAAUUAGAAUUAAGGUUUAGUAGCACUAACAACUGACUGACAUAUCCGUCCAAAAGUGGCAUUAAAGAACAGCAUAAUUUCAGAAAAAAAAAAUACACAUAUCGGCGAUAAAAUACCAGUGAAUCUGUUGACUGUAGCAAUAUUCACUAAUCAAGACUCUUCUACUAUUGUGUCCAUGUGCUGCCGCGAGUCGAGGCGCGCGGCGGGCGUGGCGGUGGUGGCGGUGCUUCUGGGAACCUUUAGGGGGAGCCUGGGCGGAGCGAGGCGGACGGGGCCUAGUCGGGGUGUGCGGUUGGAUUAGCACCUGUAUAUACACAACACGAGGGAACUCGAAAUUGAGGGAAAUCUUCAAAUACUGUCUUCAAUUUGUAUAAGUUCGUGAAUGUAUUAAUAUUCAAAUUUCGAGACAAUUUUGCCAUCGUAUUCUAAAUUUUGUCUGACCACACAUGACCCCAUGAGAGAAAGCGAUCCUUCCCUCCUCCUCUUCUCGCCCGGCUCGCCUGCGCUUCAUAGGUGCUGGGACAAAGGGAAAUUAAAAGCGUAGACCCGGACGACUCUUCGGGAGAGGCAUGACGCCUCCUGCCUAGCACUCAACCGUCCGAUACAGCUAUGAUCUACUUAGGGACCUGAACACCCAGCUGCAGCACGUAGAGAGAAAGAUUUGGUGAAGAGAAUGAGAAUAUGUAAAUAGCAGUCGUCCCACUUCUGUAAUAAACAGGAAGAGGCGACAACUAACAAUCGAUUUUCCUGCUCGAAACCACACUUCCUAUACCGCCGAGAGCCAGAGGAACAAAUUUAUCGGAGACUGUGCAAGCAAACACACAGUAGCGGUCACGGAGCGCUGCUGUAUAUUGAUGUAAUUGCUCAACGCUAUUCACUAACACACCACUGUGAUGCUAUAGAAAUUCCACUUGGAGCUUCAGUAGCUUAGACGUGCUUUUCGCCGCCGCAGACCGCACCGCACCUCCCUUGACCAACCUGAGGAGCAAAUCACACACACACACACACACACACACACGUUGCAAUCUAACAGACAAACCAACAGAUGUAUCAGUGUCUUUUAACGUUAAAAUGGUUGUAAAUCUAACACUCCCAAUAGAUUCUACUUAGUAGUGGAGUGCGAGUGGCGGCGGCUUUACUUAAAUAGCUUUCUUUUGUGCUACCUAGAGGCUGAACAACUCAUCAAAAUACUCAACCUGCAUGUAAGAUACGCUUCAUGAAUCUAAACACGCAAGAUUCUCCUGAAAAGAAAACACCUUUCCUUCUGCCUUUCCUUCGCAUGUAAAUGUAGAUAAUGCUUGCUUAACUAACAAAUCAUGCCUGUUUAACGAUAGUGUACAAUCACCUUUAAUCACAAUAAUAACGUAAUAUUCAUAAAGCGCACACGAACACUAUAUUUUCUUUCUUUUGUGAGACAACUGCUGCAUUGUACCGAUAACUAACCAAUCCAAGUAAGCCAUUAUCCAAUACACUAGUAAACACAAGCCACGCAUUCACGAACAGCAAACCACCUCACGACAGCACGACCAUCACUAACAAGGGGACCAAUCAUCACUAACUUACGAAAAGCCACCAGACCAGCAAUAAUUAACUUCACAUAGGCAUUGCACCCUUCACUUUCACGCUCAUCAGUUUGCAGGACUAAGUAACCAACCACUCGCCAUUUACUGAAGUACUGUAACCAUCAUCACAUCACCAUCAACAUCCACCAUCACAUAUUUUGCUUCCAUAACUAACAACAGUAAGCUUUAUAGAUAAUAGUACGCAUUUCCAAACCGCCAUUGCUUUACUAACCCCACUAUGCACUUGACUAGUUUGAGUAAUGCUAUCUACGCACUACUAACCACUUGCAUGCUUUACUAACCCAAUACAACGCAAUACUAAUAACAGACUUUAUGCAUAGAGUCAAUGCUUUACUAACAACUAGUGCAUCACUUGUCACCAGCACAGACUACAUGACACCUGUGAAUAUUGAUAAUUAACCUAAUUAACCUGACUUUUUUUAUAUUCUUGAGCUGAAAUCAAGCAAAAUAACGCGCAUCAAUAAUUACUCUGGCUUUUUAUGCUUUCCUAACAGUAGAAAUAUAUGAAAAAAUUGCCAGUAAGACUAAUCCUAACAAUAACAACGAUGAUAAUGAUAAUGACAAAAUUAACAGACAGUAAUUCUUUUUUUUCUUUUUUGGCUAACAACUGAAGCGUUAAUCUCUCUCUCUCUCUCUCUCUCUUUCUCUCUCUCUCUCUCUCUCUCUCUCUCUCUCUCUCUGUUGCUGGGUGUUCCUGGGAAAGAUCCGAGCUGUUGUGCGUAGUGGUCGUAAACUUUUUUUUUUUUAUGUAAGAAAUCAUAGUCGCUUUUUUUACAGAACCUUGAUUAGAGAAAAGCGAGCGAGGAAAAGAGACUCAGAUAAGAUUUUUUUUUUUUAGCUCUAGACGCUAAGGAACACUUUAUAUAUCAGAUACUAUAAUCGUCAGUGAAUAGGAUAGCUUUUUUUUUUCUUAUUUAUACGUGUGCGUGCUACAAAUUGUUACUUGUUGAUUAAUUUAUUCAAUAAUUUAUUGCUAAUUUAUUAAUUAAUUUAUUUCCACAUCCCAUCCAUAAAAACAAGCAAAAAAUGUAAAUGUAGUAGUAUUAUUUGGUCUCGUUGUGAUAAACUUGUUUAUCACUUUUUUUAAAACAAAGUUCCUAAAAUUGAAGUAAAGGAAAAUUAAUUUAUCUCACCAGAUUGUGUGGUUCAAGAUUAUCCAAACAAUACGUUGCCAAGAAGUUUUUGACAUCAAUGUUUAUAUUAUUUGUGUGUGCCUAAGUGUGUGUGUGUGUGUGUGUGUGUGUGUGUGUGUGUGUGUGUGUGUGUGUGUGUGUGUGUGUGUGUGUGGGCGCGCGUGUGUGUGUAUGCACGUGUAUGUAUUUACAUGCCUGAUCUUUUACGUUCAUGAUCGUGAGCGAGCGUCUCUCAGCACAAUGGAGCCACGUAUGUAGAUGUGGUCCAAUGGGUGUGUGCACGUGUACGUGUGUGGGUGUGCGCGUCUGUGUCUGUGCCGGUCUGUGAGGCUUCUGAGAAUGUCUUGAUCUGCAUCAUUAUCCAGGUUGUUACUCUUGUACUUGAGGCAUUAUUACUACUCCGUUAUGCCAGCCAACCUUCCUCCCUGGCCUUGCCCCGUCUCCUCCUAGCCCGGCCAAAGCCUGCAUAUCAAUGUACCGAUUGACUUUCGUUGCUAACAGAAGUAAAAAUGGGUCGUGGCGUUGGUGCAGGAGGAGGUGAUCAAGGCCGCGGAGACUCGUGGUUCCGGCGAUGGAGGCUUAGAAUUAAGAAUUGUUUUUGUUUUGUUUUUGUUUGUACCAAAGUACACAAAUAUAACUUGAAAGCUUUUAC
Scylla paramamosain (green mud crab) is the source of this 6594-nucleotide messenger RNA. RefSeq lists its product as uncharacterized. The coding region runs from base 268 to 2706 and encodes 812 amino acids. The record is from RefSeq and is a predicted model, not a curated record. NCBI's taxonomy places the organism in Eukaryota, Metazoa, Arthropoda, Malacostraca, Decapoda, Portunidae. The transcript has 9 exons.